This is a messenger RNA of Chlamydomonas reinhardtii, 1344 nucleotides long. RefSeq lists its product as uncharacterized. The record is from RefSeq and is a predicted model, not a curated record. Gene Ontology annotation, cellular component: cytoplasm. Lineage: Eukaryota; Viridiplantae; Chlorophyta; Chlorophyceae; Chlamydomonadales; Chlamydomonadaceae. The transcript has 3 exons. Gene Ontology annotation, biological process: intracellular protein transport; vesicle-mediated transport. Bases 248 to 808 code for a protein of 186 amino acids. Gene Ontology annotation, molecular function: GTPase activity; GTP binding.
AAGACCUGCUGGUAGACGUGACAUACUCGACAGAUAACAAACCAUUUGCACUUAGCCUUUAGCCUGUGCAUUUGCCGUGAGACGGCUGUGCUCGCCACCUUCGCGAGCGACGGACAACGCAGCGGUCCUGGUCUAAAAUCACUUGACUUAGCCGACAGAAAAUCCCAAUAACGAAUACUUGCUGCAUAAUUUCACUAAGCCAGUUACCGCGUAUCAGGAGCGAGUCACAACACGCAAAAGCCCCGCGAUGGGGCAGGCAUUCACGAAGCUGUUUGACAGAUGGUUUGGGAACAGGGAGAUGCGCGUGGUGAUGCUGGGCCUGGACGCGGCAGGAAAGACCACCAUCCUCUACAAGCUUCACAUCGGCGAGGUGCUCACCACUGUGCCGACUAUCGGCUUCAACGUUGAGAAGGUGCAAUACAAGAACGUUGUGUUCACGGUGUGGGACGUGGGCGGCCAGGAGAAGCUGCGGCCACUGUGGCGGCAUUACUUCAACAACACGGAUGGGCUCAUCUUCGUGGUGGACAGCCAGGACCGCGACCGCAUCGGCAAGGCGGCGCAGGAGUUCCAGGCCAUCCUGCAGGACCCGCUGAUGCUGCACAGCGCCAUCCUGGUGUUCGCCAACAAGCAGGACAUGAAGGGCUGCCUCACGCCCGCCGAGGUAUGCACGGCGCUGGGCUUGAGCGACAUGCGCACGCGGAAGUGGCACGUACAGAGCUCUGUGGCGACGCGCGGCGAGGGUCUGUAUGAGGGGCUCGACUGGCUUGCGACCACACUCAAGAACUCGAAUGCGGGGCGGCCGGUGUAAGGCGUGCUGCAGGACCGUGAGAUAGUGCAAGGUGCGGAGGAGUAGCAGCGCAGGCCAGUUGAGGUUGGCGGGUGCUGGGAUUAGGUGUGGAGUGCGGCAGGCAGGCAGGUUGGUCUUGUCGGGUGUCGGAGAGGCGGAGGUGCACAGGGUGAAGACAAUGCCAGGGCCGUUGGUGCAGGGCGGGGGGCGUGAUGUCUGUAUGUACAGCGUUGAGUGAGGCAUUGAGAGAUUUGGGGGGGGCUCUUGACUGCGGAGCACGCGAACAUGGGCUGGGUCUGCGGCCGGCCCAAACCAGGAAGGUGCUGCACCAGGGCUCACGAACAAGCAACCAGAAAAGCAACGUGUGUGCACGUUGCAUGGUGUAGGGGAGGUAGGGCAGGCGGGACUCCCGGUCAGUCAAGGAGUGUAUCUGGUUGGGCCGCGCGGGCAUCAGGUAAGUCACGGGCCCGGCAAGGUCAUCGCCUAGUCAGGAUGGGCGUCCGUGCGGCGCGGUCUGGUGAGGUCCCGUACGGCGCAGGUUGUAAUUUGCGGCAGGA